AUGGGCAAGGUCGAAGAACUCGACUACAGCAUCAAACCAGAGAAUGUCACCCCUCAAAUCCCGACGUCUGAGUGGCCGCUCUUGCUCAAGAAUUAUGACAAGCUCCUCGUGAGAACUGGACAUUUCACUCCAAUUCCAUGUGGCUGCACUCCUCUCAAACGCGAUUUGAAAUCUUACAUCUCUUCCGGUGUCAUCAAUCUCGACAAGCCCUCCAAUCCUUCUAGUCAUGAAGUCGUAGCGUGGGUCAAGCGAAUUUUGCGCGUGGAAAAGACCGGCCAUAGCGGAACACUCGAUCCCAAGGUCACUGGGUGUCUGAUUGUCUGCAUAGACCGAGCUACUAGACUGGUCAAAUCGCAACAAGGAGCUGGAAAGGAAUACGUUUGCGUGAUCCGAUUGCACGACAAGUUACCUGGUGGUGAAGCACAAUUCGCCCGAGCUCUCGAGACCUUAACCGGUGCUCUUUUCCAGCGACCACCAUUGAUCUCUGCCGUCAAGCGUCAAUUACGUAUCCGAACCAUCCACGAAAGCAAGCUGUAUGAGUUUGACAACGACCGCCAUCUAGCUGUGUUCUGGGUGAGCUGUGAAGCUGGAACGUACAUCAGAACUCUCUGCGUUCAUCUGGGACUUCUACUUGGUGUUGGCGCGCAUAUGCAAGAACUUCGGAGAGUACGAAGUGGAGCAAUGGAUGAGAGCGACGGGAUGGUCACACUACACGAUGUACUGGAUGCGCAGUGGACGCAUGACAACAACAGAGAUGAAGCAUACCUACGGAAAGUGAUCUCUCCUCUCGAGAGUCUACUUACCACAUAUAAACGGAUAGUCGUCAAGGACAGUGCUGUGAAUGCAGUGUGCUAUGGUGCCAAGCUGAUGAUUCCCGGUUUAUUGCGGUUCGAAUCUGGAAUUGAAAUCAACGAAGAGGUCGUCCUUAUGACCACCAAAGGCGAGGCUAUCGCUCUUGGUAUUGCACAGAUGUCAACUGUCGAAUUAUCAACAUGUGAUCAUGGAGUCGUUGCCAAGGUCAAGAGAUGUAUCAUGGAGAGAGAUCUGUAUCCUCGAAGAUGGGGUAUGGGUCCAGUCGCUCUGGAGAAGAAGAAGAUGAAGUCCGAUGGCAAGCUUGAUAAAUAUGGUCGUCCCAAUGAAGCCACCCCAGCAAAAUGGACCACUGAGUACACUGACUACAAUGCUCCCGAUGGCACUGCAGCUGUCCCGCCCAAAGAAACCACCUCCAAAUCCGAUGUGCUCUCGGCGCCACCAGUCGCCCCUAAUGGUGAACAAGCCGACACUGCAAUGUCAGACGAAACAGCCGCCGCGACCGUCAACGGCGUCGACAAGGACAAGAAACGCAAGAAGCAUGAUGGCGAGACUCCCGAAGAACGCGCGGAGCGCAAGCGAAGGAAAAAGGAGAAGAAGGAAAAGAAAGAGAAGAGAAAAUCCAAGGGCUCCGCGGCCGCCGAGGAGAGUGACGAAAGCGAAUGA
Exophiala bonariae is the source of this 1476-nucleotide messenger RNA. RefSeq names its product centromere/microtubule-binding protein cbf5 (gene CBF5). The transcript is spliced from 3 exons. The record is from RefSeq and is a predicted model, not a curated record. NCBI's taxonomy places the organism in Eukaryota, Fungi, Ascomycota, Eurotiomycetes, Chaetothyriales, Herpotrichiellaceae. Gene Ontology annotation, cellular component: box H/ACA snoRNP complex. Gene Ontology annotation, molecular function: pseudouridine synthase activity; RNA binding. The coding region runs from base 1 to 1476 and encodes 491 amino acids. Gene Ontology annotation, biological process: rRNA pseudouridine synthesis; mRNA pseudouridine synthesis; box H/ACA sno(s)RNA 3'-end processing.